UCAUGAUAGAGUGAUAAUUUUGCAUACGUUAGUUAGGAUAUUGUGUCGCAAUCUUCUCAAAGAGGACAUCUUUAUACGAUCUUCUGUUAUUUUUAAUACUUUUAAACGAACAUUAAAUCAUCGAACUUUCGAAUUUUAAAUUUUAGAUAUUGUUUGAAAAUAAAUUGUGUAUAAGAAAAGUGGUGAUAACAUUUCGAAUACACGCGGCAUUAAAGAUUGCCAAGGUAUACGAGUAGCGACGACAGUGGGCGAUAGUUGUAGUGGUGGCAGUAGUGAUGCUGGUGGAGGGAGAGAAGAUCGUACAGCCUGCUCGCGCUCGCGGCAGAAUGAAAAUGGCGUUGUUCCUUUGCGAACGAAGCAACGGUCACUGACGAUGUAUCUCUUCUUCGGUAUUGCUGUCGUCACCGUCUUUUUCGCCGUUUUUGUGUUCUCUUCAUCUUCAUAAUCGUAACGAAUACGUGAAAAAUAGAAACGAGAAAACGAGUAGACGAAGAACCAAGAAAAUAGAUAUAGACGAUAUAUGCAUAUAUAUAUAAUAUAUAUAUAAUAUAUAUAUAUACAUACAUAUAUAUAUAUAUAUAUAUAUAUAUAUAUAUAUAUAUGAACGUCGAAAGAAGGAGAGGGAGAUAGAGAUAGAGUGAAGAGUUGCUCUGUGCGCGCGUGCGAUAUCCUUUGCUUCGUUCUUCCGCGUGCGUCUCUACGUGCGUCGUUGUGAGAGGUAGUCUCCUGGUCGCCUUCGUAGUCAUCGCGUCGAGUGGCAGUGCGGUGAGACAGCUGCUGGUAAAGAAGCGCGCGGUGCGCGUGUAAUGUGAGAUAGAGAUAAAGACAGAAGAGAGAGAGAGAGAGUGAGAGAGACAGAGCCGUACAAGACGAGAGAAGUAGCGUGCGCGAGAGAGACAACAAACACGAUGAAGUGACACCGCGACGUGCUAAACUUCGUGGACUGGUGGAAUAAGUGUUCUCGGGGGCCGAUAAAUUCGCGUCGUUGAAGGACGAGUUCGUGCCGAUGCCGGCCGAAUACCGAGAGAACCACGAGAACGCCAAUUUCGCUCUCGGGGCUGGACAACAGGACGCCAGCAACAUGACGGCCAACAUGUACCGAGUGGGAGAUUAUGUAUAUUUCGAAACUUCUUCCACUUCUCCUUACCAAAUAAGAAGGAUAGAAGAGUUAAAUAAGACCGCAAGUGGAAAUGUUGAAGCAAAAGUCAUGUGCUUUUUUAGGCGGAGGGAUUUACCUAAUACUUUAAUAAUGUUAGCAGACAAACAUCAGUUGGCAAGUGCGGAGCAGCAAAGGUCAGAAUCUCCUGCGAGCACACAGAGUACGAAACUGGAGAAUCCAGAUUCUACUAAGGAAAUCACUAAUAAAGAUGGGAUUGGGCCGAAAGUGAUGAACAAAGGGGGCGGGAAAGGGGGCUGGCUGAAGGCCCCGCUAUCGGAGGCCCAAGAGCCCCAUGGGAUGGAAGAAAGUGUAGUAGGUCCUGGAGGAGUAAUGGAAUUAAGUACUAAACAACGCCAUCAAAUGAAGCAUAGAGAACUUUUUUUAUCUCGACAGGUAGAAACAAUGCCUGCCACACAUAUAAGAGGCAAAUGCUGUGUGACAUUGUUAAAUGAGACAGAAUCGUUAUUAAGUUAUCUAAAUAAAGAAGAUUCGUUCUUUUACUGCUUAGUUUUCGAUCCAGCUCAGCGUACUUUGUUAGCUGAUAAGGGUGAAAUUAGAGUAGGAAGUAGAUAUCAAGCUGAUGGAAUAGCACCAUUACCCCUAACACCUGCUGAAAAAGAAGCAGAUCCUCGCAGGUUACAGGAUCUAGAAACAUUAGUAUGGACACCACGUCAUUCAUUGACAGAUCGUCAAAUUGAUCAAUUCCUUGUUGUUAGUCGAUCUGUUGGCACUUUCGCAAGAGCUCUUGAUUGCUCAUCAUCUGUCAAACAACCCUCUUUGCAUAUGUCUGCAGCUGCUGCAUCCAGAGAUAUUACUCUAUUUCAUGCAAUGGAUACUUUACAUCGACACAAUUAUGAUGUAGCUAAAGCCAUGUCAUCGCUAGUGCCUAGUUCUGGCCCAGUAUUAUGCAGAGAUGAGAUGGAAGAAUGGAGUGCCUCAGAGGCAAAUUUGUUUGAAGAAGCUCUUGAUAAAUAUGGAAAGGAUUUCUCUGAUAUACGUCAGGAUUUUCUACCUUGGAAGACAUUGAAAAAUGUUAUUGAAUAUUACUAUAUGUGGAAAACAACUGAUCGUUACGUGCAACAAAAAAGGGUAAAGGCUGUAGAAGCAGAAAGUAAAUUAAAACAAGUUUAUAUACCAAAUUAUAAUAAAACACCUGUACCUUCUGCUACGGCUUCUGGAACUACGAUUGUUCCAUUAGGAAAUACUAAUAAUUCUAAUGGAAAACCAACUAAUGUACUGAAUGGCAAUAGCAAUGGUAAUAUGACCAGUGAUAAUACUGGUAUACUUAUGGUUGGUGUUGGUGGUAAACCUUGUGAGAGCUGUCAAGUUAUGCAAAGUUCGCAAUGGUAUGCCUGGGGGCCAUCACACAUGCAAUGUCGUUUAUGUCAAUCUUGCUGGAUGUAUUGGAAAAAAUAUGGCGGAUUAAAGGUUCCCUCCCGUAUCGAUGAUGUAGAUUUGGAACGAAAAAGAGGUGGUGCUGGAUCUGAUGAAGAAAGUAAAGGAAUUGGUGGUGCUCAUAGACCACAUCGUUGCAGCAUUCCUUCUUGCGGUAAAGAAUUUAAACUGAAGGCUCACCUUAGCCGACAUUAUGCCAGUGCUCAUGGUGUUGACUUACGAGGAAGCGGAGCAAGUGGAGGCGGCGGCAGUGGAUCUCCACGGCCUGUUAUGAAAACGCGCUCAGCAUUUUAUUUACGUACUCCGGCAUUAGCGCGAGCUGCUCGUCGACUUUGCGCUACCCAGUUACGUACACGUCACGCUGCCAGAGCACCUCAUCAGCCGGUGAAUGCGGCUCCACUACGACAUCUUUGUGCAUCGCCUCAAUUAACUUCUAAAAGUCCUGCUGAAUUGCGCAUUUUAGCACGUGCAGUUCGACCCAGACCUCGCCCUCGUGUUACUGAUAUAGCUACACGCUUGGGUGAUCAUCCUUCUCCAAGACAGCCUGGAGAUUGGGAUUGGUUGACACUUACAGCACCAGCGCAACGUAAACAACCAGAUCGUGUUUCAUUUCCUCGUCCUCCUAAAGCACCUGAUGGUAGUCUUUUAUAUGAAAGAGUACCGAAUAAACCAGAAGUAGACAGGCUUACAUUAACUCCACCUCAAGUACAGCCUGCUAUGCAAACUCAACAAACUAUAUUAAAACGCACAAGGCCUCCAUUCGAUGAAAUCAAUGGUUCGGAUGGUAUUGCCCUGAACGCAGGGCUCCCUGUUGGACCACCUGCAAAAAGGGCUCAUCAUUCUCAGCAGUUACAUCCAAAACAUGCUUUAGAACAUACUGCUCCUGCUGUUCUUCCGUUAGCACCACCGCUUAAUGGAAGAGCUGUGCAUCCGCACUCCUUGCCACAUGGUCCACCUUUAUCUAGGAGUAACGCGCGUAAACAAGUUAUAUCGUGGAUGGAUGCGCCAGAUGAUGUUUACUUUCGUGCUUCAGAUCAGACGAAACGAAUCAGAAGAAGUUUAUCAUCGGUGGAAUUACGAAGAGCAGCGCGUAAGCCAUGGCGUAGAUUAUCAACACCUUUGCAUCCACCUCAUUCACAAAGAACGGUACGUGGUGAUGAUAUGGUCGUAAUACUCGAUUGAAUCGGUAAUACGAUCGGUUAAGCAGCUGAUUCAAAUCGGUAUCGCUGCGAAGGGAUUGCGUCAUCGUUAUACUUCAGUGCCAGGGUGACGGCUGUAAAGACUGCAGCUAGUGUAUUAUCAUUGAACAACUUUGAAAUUGAGAAAAAUGAGAAUGCUUGUGUGGCAUUUGUCAAAUCCCGUUAUUAACAGCGAGUCGUCGAAACUGAAGGCCUCACUUAUCCGAACCUGCAUGUUGCACUGACAUUACCAAUCGUAACUCACAUGUAAGGACGAAAGAUGAGUAAUUAAUGAAGUUAAUGUUCAUCGAACUUAAAAAAAAAAAAAAAAAAAAAUAAAAAAAAAUAAAAAAAAAA
This is a messenger RNA of Vespa mandarinia (Asian giant hornet), 4089 nucleotides long. It is a transcript of the gene MTA1-like, whose product is annotated as metastasis associated 1-like. Lineage: Eukaryota; Metazoa; Arthropoda; Insecta; Hymenoptera; Vespidae. Gene Ontology annotation, cellular component: nucleoplasm; NuRD complex. The record is from RefSeq and is a predicted model, not a curated record. Gene Ontology annotation, biological process: negative regulation of transcription by RNA polymerase II. Gene Ontology annotation, molecular function: chromatin binding; histone deacetylase binding; sequence-specific DNA binding.